Oryza brachyantha (malo sina) is the source of this 3682-nucleotide messenger RNA. RefSeq names its product auxin response factor 6. Lineage: Eukaryota; Viridiplantae; Streptophyta; Magnoliopsida; Poales; Poaceae. Gene Ontology annotation, cellular component: nucleus. The transcript is spliced from 14 exons. Gene Ontology annotation, biological process: response to hormone; regulation of DNA-templated transcription. Bases 609 to 3359 code for a protein of 916 amino acids. The record is from RefSeq and is a predicted model, not a curated record. Gene Ontology annotation, molecular function: protein binding; DNA binding.
CGCGGACGCAGUAGCUUCUCUCUCUCUGUCUGUCUCGAGAACUAGCUACUGCUGUACUUGGAGUGGUGGUGGUGGUGGAGGAGGAGGUGGAGGUGGUGGCGGUGGGAUGCGCCUAGUCGUCCACUCCGGCGGCGGAGGCGGCGGGCUUGGUGGUUGGAUCUGCCGUGGAGCGGCGGCGGGGUCGUGUCGAGCUGGGAGCUGCCGCCCCUCGGGAGCUCGCCGCGGCGGGAUCUGAGGUCGCCUCGCCGUUUCUUGCCCCUCCCGGAGCUGCGAAAGGCGGCGCCUUCGCGCAUUCCGGCGAGCCCUCGGCAAGCUUCGGUGGUGCCCCCGCCGUGACGUGAAGAGGUUUUUUCGAGCUCUUGGGAUCGAAAAGUCUGCGGCUCGCUCGCGCGGGGUGGGAGGUUUGGCCGGUUCGGGGAAGGAAGGAAGGAGAAAGCGAUGGUGGCCGGGUUGCUUGCUCCAUGAAACGAGAGCGCGUUUGGAAGGCCCCGUGAUUUGGUGUAGCGGAAAGGAAAGGAGGAGCCUUUGCUUUCGUUUUUCCGUUCCAUUUCGCGAGCUCCCGAACUUUGCAUUCUGCUAGAUCGGUUGCCGGGUCGGGGAAGGAGGGAAUGAAGCUCUCGCCGUCGGCCGGCGGCAGCCUGCCGGAGCAGCAGCCGGAGUCGCCGCCGGAAGUUGCAGAGGAACAGAAGUGCCUAAACUCUGAGUUGUGGCAUGCGUGCGCCGGCCCUCUUGUUUCACUGCCUGCAGUUGGUAGUCGGGUGGUUUAUUUUCCUCAAGGCCACAGUGAGCAGGUAGCUGCAUCAACAAACAAGGAAAUGGAGUCUCAGAUCCCCAACUAUCCUAACCUGCCUCCACAGCUUAUAUGCCAACUACAUAAUGUGACCAUGCACGCUGAUGCAGAGACUGAUGAAGUCUAUGCGCAAAUGACGCUGCAGCCACUCAGCCCGCAAGAGCUCAAGGAUCCAUUCCUACCUGCCGAGUUAGGCACUGCCAGCAAGCAGCCAACAAAUUAUUUCUGCAAAACGUUAACUGCUAGUGACACAAGUACACACGGUGGAUUUUCUGUUCCCCGUCGAGCAGCAGAGAAAGUAUUUCCUCCACUGGAUUUCACUCAGCAGCCUCCAGCACAGGAGUUGAUAGCGAAAGACCUACAUGGAAAUGAAUGGAAAUUCCGUCAUAUCUUUCGCGGCCAACCGAAGCGGCAUCUUCUGACAACAGGCUGGAGUGUCUUUGUAAGUGCAAAGAGAUUGGUUGCUGGAGACUCUGUCCUUUUUAUCUGGAAUGACAGUAACCAGCUGCUUCUGGGAAUUCGUCGAGCAAAUAGGCCACAAACAGUCAUGCCAUCAUCAGUAUUGUCUAGUGAUAGCAUGCAUAUUGGUCUGCUUGCUGCAGCUGCUCAUGCUGCAUCAACAAAUAGCCGGUUUACUAUUUUCUAUAAUCCAAGAGCAAGUCCUUCGGAGUUUGUUAUACCACUGGCUAAAUACGUAAAAGCUGUCUACCAUACCCGCAUAUCUGUGGGCAUGCGUUUUCGGAUGCUUUUUGAAACAGAAGAAUCCAGUGUUAGGAGAUACAUGGGGACAAUAACAGGAAUAAGUGAUCUUGAUCCUGUUCGUUGGCAGAACUCACACUGGCGUUCAGUCAAGGUUGGAUGGGACGAGUCGACUGCUGGAGAGAGGCAACCAAGGGUGUCUCUUUGGGAGAUUGAGCCUCUGACAACUUUCCCGAUGUAUCCAUCUCCUUUCCCCCUCAGACUAAAGCGUCCAUGGCCAUCAGGCUUACCUUCUUUAUAUGGUGGAAAGGAGGACGACUUGGCUUCUUCUCUUAUGUGGCUUCGUGAUGGUCAAAACUCAGGCUUCCAGUCCCUGAAUUUUGGAGGACUUGGUAUGAGUCCUUGGAUGCAGCCAAGGUUGGAUAGUUCCCUACUUGGUCUGCAACCUGACAUGUACCAAACGAUAGCGGCAGCUGCGGCUUUACAGAACACCACUAAGCAAGUAUCACCAGCAUUACUGCAGUUCCAGCAGCCCCAGAACAUUGUUGGUAGAUCUUCUCUUCUAUCUAGUCAGAUUCUGCAGCAAGCACAGCCUCCAUUUCAGCAGAUGUACCACCAAAACAUCACUGACAACACAAUCCAAGGCCAUAGUCAGCCUGAGUACCUCCAGCAACCCCUUCAACAUUGCCAACCAUUCAAUGAACAGAAGCCUCAAUUGCAGCCACAGCAACAGCAGCAAGAAUCACAUCAGCAGCAGCCUCAAUGUGUGCAGACGCCACAACAUCAGCAAAUGCAACAACAGAAGAACUUAUCAAGCUUUCAGCAUGUACCAAAUGCAUUGUCGGUUUUUUCUCAGCUUUCCUCCACCCCUCAGUCUGCACCCUCCACACUGCAGACAGUUUCAGCAUUCUCACAGCAACAUAAUUUCCCUGAUGCAAAUAUCGGUUGUCUCUCACCAUCCAAUGUCUCAUCCAUGCAUGAUACAUUGAGACCAUUCCAUUCAGAAGCUGCUUCAGACCUCCCAGGUGUGCCAAGAAUCACCCCUGUACCUAUCUCUGACCCAUGGUCAUCUAAGCGAGUUGCAGUGGAAUCUGCGAUCUCUUCUCGGCCACAUGCCAUUUCAUCACAGCUAGAAAACUUUGACUUGACACCUUCUACUAUUCCUCAAAAUUCCACAUUAGCACCACUGCCUGGAAGGGAAUGCCUGGUGGAUCAAGAUGGGGGCUCUGAUCCUCAAAACCACUUCUUGUUUGGUGUAAAUAUAGACUCACAGUCACUUCUGAUGCAAGAUGGCAUUCCAAAUCUUCACAAUGACAACGAUUCAAGCACUAUUCCAUACUCCACAUCCAAUUUCUUAAGUCCUUCUCAAAAUGAUUAUCCCUUGAAUCAAACACUAACUACUCCAGGUUGCUUAGAUGAACCAGAAUAUGGUUCAUGUUCAGAUAAUGCUGAUCAAGUGAAGCGACCACCUGCAACCUUUGUGAAGGUUUAUAAAUCUGGAACUGUUGGGAGAUUGCUCGACAUCACUAGAUUUAGCAGUUAUCAUGAACUUCGUAGUGAGGUAGGGCGCCUUUUUGGCCUUGAGGGCCAAUUGGAAGACCCUUUGAGAUCAGGCUGGCAGCUUGUAUUUGUUGACCGAGAGGAUGAUGUUCUUCUAGUUGGCGAUGAUCCCUGGCAGGAAUUUGUGAACAGUGUGUCCUGCAUAAAGAUACUUUCGCCGCAGGAGGUUCAACAGAUGGGCAAACCGGGCAUUGAGCUCUUCUCGACUUCUGCAAGGAGGCUCGGCAACAGCUGUGACAACUACAUGAACAGGCAGGAAUCAAGAAGCCUAAGUACUGGAAUUGCGUCUGUGGGUUCAGUUGAGUUCUGAAAAUAGGGAGCUCAAACCACUGACGCUAGGCGUCCUGUUCUGUACGUCUCUGUAGCUCUUAGUUUUGUGACCUGGAACCAAAAGCACAUAGGUCAAGUGUAGCUCUAAGUUAUGCGCUGUCUGGUAAUUAUGUCAUAUUACAUUGACUUUUAGUAGUACCUAUUACAUUUUGGUAUACAUGCCGACACUUUGUUUGCUGGAAUACUGAUCCUGUUAACUUAGGGCUUCUACUAAUUAUUAGACUCAUGAUGCAUAGUGCUGUAGUGCCUCAGGCGCUAGCUUUGGCCAUAUUCUGUAUAUUGGUGAUGUUUUGUCUCCUGCAA